Messenger RNA from Prorocentrum cordatum, 1102 nucleotides. The record is from the annotation of a GenBank genome assembly. NCBI's taxonomy places the organism in Eukaryota, Dinophyceae, Prorocentrales, Prorocentraceae.
CUUCCCUUCUCCCUCUACGCCCCUCCUCCUCCGUACCUCGCGUCAGCGUCCUUUUCCCCCUCGCCCCGCGGGCGCGCUGAAGGACAGCUUGCACAAUGCGGUGGUGGCGCACCUUCUGCAGACAGGUGGGGAGACCAUACUGACAGCGCUGAACCACCCCGUCAGCGGUUCGCAGGAGGUCCGCUCCACCUGGGCCGAGCUGAAGGCCGAGGGCAGGAAUGAGGGCAUGACGAGGCAGACCGGGCUCCAGGCCGUGCUCUCGGAGAGGCCAGACUUGUUCACCUUCAAAACCACCGACAGGGGGCACCAGCUGAUCUGCCUGAACAACGGGACCCUGGCGGCCAUCGCGGACGGAGCCGGGGCUUCCGCCGAGCUCGGCCAGCUCGCUCUGGACGCCGUUGCUGCAGCCGACGGCGAGGAGCGGCCCGCCAAGGCCCCGCGCACCUGGGUCUCGCAGCCCUGCGCUCCGCAGGGCAGCGCCAAGGGCGUCGGCAAGGCCACGGGCAAGGACGGCAAGGGCUCGCCUGCACCAGCCAUACUGAACGGCGAGGGGCACGUGUUCGAGGGCGGGAUCUGGACCGGGGGCUGCGCCAUCCGCGGGGUGUGCCAGAGGCUGUGCGCCUCUGGAUUCGUGCUCGACUGCCGCCCAUGUCCGGCGCUCGGCGGCCGCUCCUCGGACGGGUCUGCUGCUGCCUGCGCCGCAGCGACGCUGGUGGCAGCGAGGGAGCACCCCGUGCAGACUCAGUUCUCAGCGGGGCCGGAGAGCCCCGCGGCCAGAGCGAUGCCGCCGCCAGGACGUUUCGAGGGUUUUCCGACGUUCGAGCUCUUCGAGAAAUCCUUCAACGUGACGAACGAGACGUUCUUCCAGACGGAGAUCCCCGACGCCUUCCAGUUCCCUCUGGCGGCCAAGCUGCUGGCGAUGUCGAACACCGUGGACGUCAUUGUGGCCGCGCACGGGGCCGUCAAACAGGACGGGGAGAAGGGAGAUCCGAGGUUAUGCGCGGCUACCAGACGGUGGCCCUCACCACCAACGUGCCCAUCAUCCCCGCCGACGGCGUCCUCGAUGCCGCGGCCAUGGAGAAGGCGGCCUCCGCGGCGGUGA